Messenger RNA from Pelobates fuscus (common spadefoot toad), 944 nucleotides. It is a transcript of the gene EDARADD, whose product is annotated as EDAR associated via death domain. The record is from RefSeq and is a predicted model, not a curated record. Lineage: Eukaryota; Metazoa; Chordata; Amphibia; Anura; Pelobatidae. The transcript is spliced from 6 exons. Gene Ontology annotation, biological process: signal transduction. Bases 126 to 758 code for a protein of 210 amino acids. Gene Ontology annotation, molecular function: protein binding.
UAAAACGUAAUUUUUCCCUAAAAAAAAAAACUUAUUGUACAACCAGGAAGUGAAGGGUGCAGAUCAUUUCAACGCUUAUUGUGGCAUUGUCAAACCCAGAUAAGAGAGGAUCCGACACACAACACAUGGCUUCUGAGGAGGCUAUCACUGACAAUCAUGAAGCCAUGGAGCCUGUGGAAGACACUGAACCCAGUACUUUGCUAUUUGAAUCUACAGAAAAGUAUCCAGUCCAAGAUACUGAGAUUCCUAAAGAGGACGAUUGUCUUGUGAAUCAUAUCCCUUUGGAAAUUCCAACUCAUUCCCCGGGAGCUCCCACAUCAGACAGGAUAAAGCAGCCUGAAGAAAAUGACUGUCCGAUAAUGACUAUCAACGCAUUAUCUGAUUUAACAAAAAUCAGCAACUUGACGCAGGAAAGCAACGAGACCUGCUGUUUCCCACCAACUAUUAGUGACUUGCUGAAUGACGAGGAUAUGCUGUAUACUCUCCAGAUUAAGUUAGAUCCUUGCUAUCCUACUGUGAAAAACUGGAGAAACUUUGCCAGCAAGUGGGGAAUGAGUUAUGAUGAGUUAUGCUUUCUGGAGCAAAAGCAACAAAGUCCUACCAUUGGGUUCCUACUACGCAAUAGUGAAAGGUCUGUGGAUCAGCUGAUUGACUUGUGCAAACUCUAUAAACGGGUUGACGUCCAGAAAGUGUUAUCGAAAUGGGUCAAUGUGGAAUGGCGUCUGAGGCUACAUAAUAAUUUCAAAAGCAGUGUGUGAACUAAAAUACUUGUGGACUUAUUUUGCUUCCAUAUGCAUAAUUACUAUGGCAUUUACUGUAUGUCUGGUCUGGUUAAUCAAACAUUACUUGCUUUUUUUUCUCUCCUUUGCACAUAGAAAUUGUUUUUAUUAUGCUUUAUUUUUAUAUUUUGUAUCCAGCCAACUGUUUCCUGUUAGGGAUGCUAU